AUGGCGGGCUUGUCUAUGUCUUCACUUGCCAUAAGCUCUGACGAGGUUAAGGAUUUUAUUUGUUCCUCAUGCGAAGAGCAAGCAAAUGCAGAAUUUUACUGCAAAACAUGUUUGAAACUGUAUUGUGGGAAAUGUAUUCAGUUGCAUGAUAAGUGGUUUAAAAAACAUUCAGCUUAUGGAAGGAAUGACAUGAAAAAAUGGCCAGUUUCGAAAGAGGUGGAGGAAUUUCUAUUAAAGUGUGAAGCGCAUAAGGACCACAAAAUUGAAAUGUUAUGUGAUGACCACAGUCAGCUGUGUUGCACAAAGUGUGCCUUCAAUAAUCACAGCCAGUGCAGUAAAGUGACCCAGAUUUCGGAGCUGACCAACUGGCAGCCCACUGGCCUGGAGGGGUUGUCAGUGGAGCUGGAAACUGUUAUGGGGGAAAUUAAAACCCUGCAGAUCAGUCAAGAGGCCAGCAUUCAGUCAUUGCAGAGAACAUACAAGGAACAUAGGGAAGUUAUGAUAGAACAAAUGUGUGGCAAUUUAAAUACUUAUAUAGAUGAAUGUGAUAAUAAUUCUGUGGGUACAUCAGGCGGAAAUGAGCAAUAUUUAAAAGAAGAGAUGUGUAGGAGUGUUCUCUCUAUCGUGAAUGAAUUUGAUAAUAUUACUGCGAAGGAACUUAACGAGAUGAAAGAUGAAGUUAUAAGCAUAAAAGGGUCAGUUACAAGUUCCGUUCAUAAAUGCACCAGUCUUCACAGUGACUUGUUACAAUUACUUGAAAUCGUUCAGAAAAUUGGAGAUAAUAAGGAGCUCUGCCUUAUAGCCAGCAUAAAAUGUAAACAUAUCAUACAGCAGGCAUUGACUCUGCUUGGAAAGUCAGGCAAGGUGUUUAAGGUCCAGGGGAAGUCUGAGUACAAUGUGAGAAUACCAAGUGAUUCAGUUACAUGUGGUAUCUCAGGCAUAUGUGCUCUCCCAGAUGGACAGGUCCUGGUUACAGACUACAAUAAUAAGAGAGUCAAGCUUCUGAGCCAGCAGUACCAGGUGGUGAGUCACUGGGAUGUGAAUGCUUAUCCACAGGCCAUAUGUUUGAUCACACCGAGUGAGGUUGCAGUGGCUGUGAAUACUAGCUACAUACAUGAGAUCCAGUUUAUCACUGUCAACCAGGUAAAGCUUGUUCGUGGCAGGAAGUUUCAGUUACAACAUGAAUGUACAGGGAUUGUCCAUCACCAAGGAGACAUUUUUGUCACUUCUGGUAAAGAACUGUACAAAUACACGCUGAGUGGCAAACUGAUCUGCAGACUCUAUAAAACUUUUGCUUAUACUACAGGAGACAGGCUGUACAUCAUCAGCUAUGGGCAGGACAAGCUUCUCACCCUGGCCAGGUGCUGGUCUGUGGAUACUGGCCUUACACUGUACAACAGGUGA
Molecule: messenger RNA, 1404 nt
Organism: Dreissena polymorpha
Lineage: Eukaryota; Metazoa; Mollusca; Bivalvia; Myida; Dreissenidae
Exons: 4
Coding region: 1-1404 (467 amino acids)
Biological process (GO): positive regulation of DNA-templated transcription
Cellular component (GO): nucleoplasm; chromatin
Molecular function (GO): protein binding; zinc ion binding; ubiquitin-protein transferase activity
Source: RefSeq, a predicted model, not a curated record